GCUCAGUCGCAGGGGGUUGCCUGUCCCGCCGUCGCCAGCCCGGCGGGGGGGCGGCGGGGGGAGCGCGGUUGUCUCCAGGGCCGGUCCUCUGCCCCCUCCCUCCCUUCUCUCUGCCACCCUCCCUCCCUCCCGCCGCCGCGGCCGAGGGCUGCGUGGCCACCCGCGCCUCCCGCUGCAGGGGCCGCCCCGUAUGGUCCCUGCCGCUGCCAUGAGCCAGGCCCCGGCUCCCCGCGGCGCUGACCCGCCGGAGAGCGAUGCCCGCAGCGGGGCCCCCAGCCGAGGGAUGCCGCCGCCGCCGCCCAGCCUGCCCCAGCUCCUCCACAAUGCUGCCAAGCUCCUGGAGAAGAAUCCGUUCUCUGUUGGCGCCCCGAGCCCCCUGCUCCCCUCGUCAGCGAGCCUGCAGCUGGCACAGCUCCAGGCACAGCUCACGCUCCACAGGCUGAAGUUGGCUCAGACCGCCGUCACCAACAACCCGGCCGCUGCCACUGUCCUCAACCAGGUGCUCUCCAAAGUGGCCAUGUCCCAGCCACUCUUCAACCAGCUGAGGCACCCCACGGUGAUGAACGCCCCGCAGGGUCACACCACAGGCCCGCCCCAGGGGCCCGGCAUGUCCGGCACGAGGUUCCCCUCUGGCAGCAUUGCCUUUCCUGCCCAGAGCCCAGCCUUAGCCACCCCGGGGGGAGGUCUGGGAGCCGUCCAGGCCCCCAACGCAAUUGUCAUGAAUCCUUUUGGAAGUGUCAUGGCUCCGACCUCCGGCCAGCAACCCGUGAUGGUGGGUCUCAACAAGGCAGGUGCUUCCACGUCUGCUGCUGCAGGGGGCUUUUAUGAGUACAACAAGCAAAAUGUCGUCACUGCCGCUUCUCAGGCAUUCACCUCGGAGGGGGAACAGUCCAGCCAGCACGGCUUCCUUGCUGGUGGCGCCCACACUGCCACCUCAGCAGCAGGGCCGCGCUACGAGAGUCACUUUGGGGCUCCUGGCCAGCUGCAGCACGAGGCAGCAGCGACAUUUCCUAAGGAGUCCUACGGGGCGGCAGCACAGCAUGGGGCAGCACGGGCCUUCCCCAGCGGCCCACACACGGGCUCCCAUCUGAAAGGAGAUCCCGGCCCUGUCUUACAUGGCAGCAGUACAAGCAACCAGUGGGAAAAUAUCCCUAAUUUCCCCAGCCAAAACAAGCCUGACCUCAUGCCCGGCGACAGCCUGUGGCCGUCAGCGAGUCAGCAGCAGUAUGAAAUAAGAAACGAGCUGUACAACCCCGAAGAGCCGACACCUGACACAAAGUUCAGCACGGCCGCCCCCCCCGCCUUCGGCCGCCUCAACCACAGCGCGCAGAGCUUCGGCAGCCCUCGCAUGAGGCAGAAGGAGGAGCGCAGUGGUGGCACACCCGAUCUGCCCACCCGCUCUCUGCCGCCACACCAGCUUGGCGACCUCCGCGGCGUGGCCCCUCUCCACUUCCCCCACAUCUGUGCCCUGUGCGACAAGAAGAUCUUCGAUCUGAAGGACUGGGAUCAGCACAUUAAGGGAAGUCUUCACAUCCAAAAAUGUAUGGCUUUUUCAGAUAACACUGGUAUCCGGUGUAUGUUAAGCUCAGCAGAUGGAACAUUGCAUUUAUCGCCAAAUAAUGCAGCAGUUUUCAAUCCAUCUAGUAUUGAAGAUUAUCCACCAAAUGUUGGUGCAUCUUUUAUCGCUACACCAGCAAGAUCCUUUGGCCAGCCAGGUCCUACAUUUUCUUCUCCUUCAUCAGGGGUAAGAUUUCCCCAGAGGAAAUCUACACAGGGUCGAGUUGUUCACAUUUGCAACCUGCCCGAGGGAAGCUGCACAGAGAAUGAUGUCAUUAACCUGGGCCUCCCAUUUGGGAAGGUCACCAACUAUAUCCUCAUGAAAUCUACUAACCAGGCUUUUCUGGAAAUGGCUUACAGUGAAGCAGCCCAAGCCAUGGUACAGUACUACAAAGAAAAACCUGCUAUGAUAAAUGAUGACAAGCUACUUAUUAGGAUGUCUAAAAGAUACAAGGAGUUGCAGCUGAAGAGACCAGGUAAGAAUGUGGCUGCUAUAAUCCAGGACAUCCACUCGCAGAGGGAGAGGGAUCUGCUACGUGAAGUGGACAGCAGGUAUGGCACUGAGAGGCCCCGCUCCCGCAGCCCCAUAAGCCGCUCACUGUCACCUCGAUCCCGCACACCCAGCUUCACUUCCUGCAGUUCACCACACAGCCCGCUGGGGACCGGCAGGACCGACUGGGGAAAUGGGAGAGAGGCAUGGGAUCAGUCCCCCUAUUCUCGACGGGAAGAGGAAAGAGAUAGCAGAGAAUGGCGAGAAAAUGGGGAUGAGAAGAGAGACAGGACUGAUACGUGGGUACACGAGAGGAAACAUUAUUCCCGACAACUGGAUAAGUUUGAUUUGGAUGAACAGCUUGAAGGAGGCAGAGGACACCGAGAAAAAUACUUAAGGACUGGUUCCCCUGGGUCCCUUCACCCUUUAUCUGGCUACAAGAACAGGGAAGAUGACUAUUACAGAAAAUCCUCUAAGUCAAAAUCGGAGAAGUUUCAGAGGCAGCUGCAGGAUUUAUCUGGGAGAUCUAAGAGAAAGGAAGAGGCAAAGUUAAGGGAACACAGGCAUUCUUACAGCAAGGACACUGCCAGGGAGGAGGCAGCUGAACAGAAGCACAGCAAAGCAUCUGAGGGCUCCAGGCAAAAACAAAGCGAUAAGAAUAAGGUGAAGAAAACUGAAAAAGACCAAGAAGAUGCUACUGUUGAAGGCAGUGAUGUGAAGGAAACCAAACCUACUGAGAACGAGCUUGAAAAAGAGGAGCAAGUUCCAGUGAAGAGCUCACCUUCAGAUAAUACACAAGAAAAAGAAUCUGGAGAGAUUCUGGAAAACACAAGGAAAGAGAAGGACCGAGACUGGGAGAGUGGAAGUGAAAUAGAAGGUGAGACCUGGUAUCUUGCUAACAUGGAGGAAUUAGUGACAGUAGAUGAAGUGGGAGAAGAUGAUUUAAUUAUGGAGCCUGAUAUAACUGAGCUUGAAGAAAUAGUCUCAGUUGAUCAAAAAAAUAAAGCUGCUUCAGAAAUGUGUCCCUGUAUGUCAUCCGUGUUAGAACUGAAAAACGAUCACAGCCACUUAACCAGGAGUGAAGACAAAUUUGCCCAUAAAGCUUUAGAAACAAACUUCAGAACAGCAAAGGGCAGUGCAGCUUCUAGUGGCUGUCAGGAAGAUGAUGAGGAUAAUGAUAAUGAUGAUGCUGUAACUGAAGCAUCAAGCCUAAAUCUGGACCCUGAACAGAAGCCAGAGGAAUUGAAAGAAGACCAAUCUGCUAAGGAGUCUGAUUGCCAGCAGAAGGAAGGAAAAAUUGAUAAGAGCUCUGACACUCAUUUAGAGCCUGAAGAUCACCAUAUACCUUCUGUUCAUCUGAAAGAAGAGACUCUUCAGCUCCCUGAUACAUUUAUAGAUGAUUACAAACAGAUGGGAUCACAAGGGGCUGAGAGCAGAGAAGUUACGGAAACACUCAUUAAAAACGCUAGUGAAGAAACAAGACAUGGAAGCCAAGAGUGUCCAGAGGCCAAGGCAAAUUCUAGGUUCUUGGAAAUGAGAUCUCUGGAAUACCCGGAGGUAGACUCUAAACAAAGGCCUUCUGCACCAGGCUGGGAACAAGAGGACGUCUUCGAGCUCAGCAUUCCCCUGGGUGUGGAAUUUGUGGUGCCUAGAACUGGGUUUUACUGCAAGCUCUGUGGACUCUUCUAUACAAGUGAAGAGACAGCAAAGACAAGUCACUGCAGGAGUACUGUUCACUACAAAAAUCUCCAGAAGUAUCUAUCCCAGCUUGCAGAAGAGAGCUUGAAAAUGAAGGAAGAAGGCAGCCCUCGGCCUCAGGAUGACACUGGCAUUGUUCCUCACUUUGCAAAGAAAAAACUAUGAUGCAGAUGAACUGGAAGAGCUGUAAUGAGUGAAUGCUGAUACUUUUUUUUUCUUUUUUUAAAAUUUCUAUGAUAUAAUUGUCAAUUUGCACUGUACAGAGAAGGGGAAAUAAAGAGCACGUUCCAUGCAUCUAUGCCCAGAGUGCCAUUAAAAACCAAAAUGCCUGAAACUGUUUCCCACGGUGAAGCAAUGCUGGCAUAUCUGUUAGAAGUGGAGCAAUUCUUUCUCACACUCUGCGUGCUGGGAGUGGUUUCCUAGAUUAAAUCAGAAUUCUCAGGGAUUCUUAAAGUUUUAGUUCUGAUGUAACAUGUCAGGUCAGGUGGAGUACUUAGAAGCACUCAGCAUCCUCCAGUGGACGCUGGAAGGAAAGGAGAUUGUGACUAUUUAUAGGCUUUAAUGUUGCUUAAAAUAUCUUCAGCCAUUUCACUCACUGCCCCUGUGAGAAGUAGAAUUUGCAUAUGUAUCUAAAGCCAUUUUGCUAAAACUAGUGAGUAGAUGGCAUAAAGUAAACCCCAUCAGCACCCAUGUCCAUGUCUUAGAGCUUGGUGAAAUGACAAAAUGUUUGUGUUGUCAAGAACUGACUGUACACUGCCGGUGUUGUGUGAAUUCCAGGGGAGCCACAGUCUGUCCCAGGGAUCUCACAGCCUGAACCCAGCACAGCAAGAGCAGUUCAGAUGCAUGUGCUGACAGCCAGCCUGCUCUGGUUUCAGCAUUUUCCAUGGUGUGAUCAGGGUGUUCUCCAGGGACCGUUGUGUAUGAAACUCUUUUUGAUAAUUCUAAAGGGUGCCAACUUUGAGUCUUACAGACUUGAAACUCUCAUGAGAGGCUUUUUAAAGUGCCACACGAUUGGACCAUGUCUCUUUUAGACAUUUUAUUCAAGAUCCUUGCUUUUGGGGUCUUUUUGUUUUCUUUAAAGCUUGCUUUUCCUCAGCUUGGCAACGUUGAAUUUUUCCUGGUUUUUAUGGAAAGAUGCCAGAUUUUUAAUAUUGUUUUUGUAUUUUAUUUCCCUGAAUUUUUUAAGGUGAAUACAACAACUGAUGGCUCAUGGAGCGCUGCACUGAGAACACAGGAUGCACCAGCAGCUCUGGCAUUAUUAUGACCUAUUGUUUCUGCACGGUCGUUGCUUAGUAUUUUGCAAAGUCCCUUUGAAAUGCACUGUACACGUUUCUGGUUCAUUUCAAUAGGGCUUUGUGUACUAAUGCCUUAAGUUUUAGCUUUCAUAUUUUUCAGAUUCUGUGCUGCCUAGGUUUGUAGCUCUGAGCUUCAUAUUAAGUAUCAGUAAACUCUCUUCACAGAGUAGGUAGACAAAACAAUUCCUUUUCCAGCUUGAUGCCAAGGACAGUAGUUACAAGUUUAAGGCCUAAAAGCACAAACAAUGGUGGACUGAAGACAGAAAACAAGAAGGAUGUGACUUCAUAAUCUGAAGCUGUAAUUGGAAAAUUAACCCAAAUAUGUAGAUGGACCAAAACUUAUAAAAAUUUGAGACCUUGUGACCAGUCGUCCAUUUUGUGACCAUUUUUAGGUCCAUCUUGGCUGUAGCCCUGGCCAGGCUCUUAUACUGCCCAAGGUGUAUCCUUUAAGGCCUUUCAAGAAAUACCUACUUUAUUCUUAACUCUGUCUGGCCUCUAUUCUAAGUCAGCCUUCUCAAGGCAUCAGCUCUAAAGUGAAUAUGCAUGCAAACCAUUGCCAGGAUUGAUCCCAGAGUUUAUAAAAUGCCUGUGCAAUCUGGAUAGGUGGGGAUUUGCAGGCAUUUCCAUUCUUUGCCUGACUCUAAUAUCCAUCACAGUACAUUCUGUAAAAAUUGCUGGUGCUGGAUGUCCUGUUCAGAUGUUGUGCAGAGGAAAGUUUCCCAGAAGGUUCUAGCUAUCCCUAAGAAUGACAGGGAUGUUGCACAAUAUUGCAAAGUGGCUAAAUUGCCAAAACUGCUUCCACCAAAGUAUUUGUUCUGUUAUGUCUUGUGCCAGUAGCUGUGCUCGUUCUCUGAAGUACCCUGUAGCCAGGCAGUAUGUCUCAGAGAUGCCUGAUGUUGUUGCCUGAAGCCCUGUUCCAUUCCAUGGCCUGUGCUUUCCACUCAUUUUUACCAGAGGUAGGUUCAGAUUUCAUAGUUGGAAUUCCUGCUUCUUGCAAGUUGAGGGAUUCUUUGCAUCCCAGAUUCAGACAGAGCCUACCAAACGACAAGGGGAAAUUAAAAACAUUGCAGCCUAAAUUCUCCUUUGUCCAGGCUUGAAGUAUGUUAAUACUUGUGUCCAUCUGUCAUUUAAAACAUCUAGUUCGGGGUUGAUUUUUUUUUGGUUUGGUGGUUAGGGUUUUUUGUUUGUUUGUUUGUUUGUUUGUUUGUUUUGUUGGCUGUUUUUGUGGGGGUUUUUUUUGUUUGUUUGGGCUUUUUGAUUUUGUUUGUUUGAUUUUUUGUGGGGAGUUUUUUUUUUUUCCCCUAUGGAGAAGGAAAAAAACCACCAAUAUUGCAAACCAGGUAUUUUUCCUUCAAGGGUUGGGUUUUCCUUUGACUGUUUUUCACAUUGCGGUGAAAAUUGAGCACAGGGCUAUUAGGACAAGAGCUUGUAUUGCAGGCUGUAAGAUGAUGAAAAUGGCAGUAAAGAUUGUGCAAUUGUCUUCUAAAGUGCAGCUCUCUAGCUGGUCAUGUAUCAUCUGAAUAUGAAGUUCCCUUCAUGCCCUUCAGCACAAACUGAACACAAGGGAGGAAAUCACUACGAAUGCAAGCAUCAAAUCUUUGAAGCUAACCCUGCUAUCAAACUGGGGCUCUCACCAGCCUAAUGGGAGCUUGUUAGACCAUGUGGUUUAAGCUUAAUUGGAUGUGAGACAUAGCUGACUGUAUAUCAAAGUCAUAUGCCUCCAGCAACUUUAUCCCCAGGUAACCUCAAAUGAGAAAAGUAUCACUGUUAUUAUUCUUUAUUUGUAGUGCAGCAGAAGCUACAGGUCCACUGCCUUUAUUAUAGGCAAGGCACAAAUCCACAACAAAGACUUUCCCAGGCCAAAGAGCUUUAAAUCACACUUUCUGAAAACAGACAACAGGUGGAUACAGGCAGGCAGGGAAAGCAGCAGGUAACCAUGAGAUUUUGACUGGCAGAAGAAGAAUAAUUAAAGUGAGUGUUUACCCAGGGGCUUAUUUUUGGACUUAUGGGAGAUGAUUCAAACUACUUUCCCCCUCCUCUGGUUCUGAACCAGGUUCACUCCCUUUAUUCACAGCAAUGCAAAACCCCUUCUUCAUACAGUGGGCCUUGGUAUCCUUUGGUUCCCAGCCAUUUCAGUCUCCAGAGGUGGAGUCUUGACCGAGGCUCAGUAGGAAAUGCCCUGGCUCUAGACACCUUGUUUGGGUCACAGCUACAGGUCCUUGCUUGCCACCGAGGAAGGAGGUGGCUCUAGAUGGCAUCUCUGCCCUGUGCAGUUUCCUCUUCUGGAGGGAGAUGACUCAGGUGAACAAUGCAGGUGCAGAGCCCAGCCCUGUAGACGUGAUCAGAGCCAGACAUUUGCAGAGGUGGUUUGGACACCCCAUCUCUUUGGGCUCUGUCCCGACAAAACAGCAAUCUGCAAAAUCUGGGAACAAAGCGCCAAAUGGGCACUUCCCCUUCUGAGAAGGUCCUUUCUCCCCUAAACCUCAACAGCUGAAAGCAAUCCCAAGUCUCAAUUAGCUCCUAAUGAAGCCCAUGAUCAGUUUUCAGCUUGAUGCACUUCAAAAACUCAGAGAUAAUCUCCUUCCCUCUCCAACAGGCCAUCAUACAAUGCUGACAGGCACUCCUCAACUUCUCUCUACUACCUAUAUUGCUGAGGAAGAAUUCUGCUGUAAGCAGGCCCUUACCUUCCUCAGCUUGUGUAAAAAUGGGUUGGUUUUUUUGCUUUAUUAUAUUUAAAAUCUUGACUAUUUUUAGUUGGCAUAAUUCAUCAUCACUAUAAUCCACGCUGUUUAUUUAUAUAUAUAUAUAGCACAAAGCAGGCUCAGGUCUAGCCAAACAAAUAUUGAUACUUAAAAAGGAGCUUCCUUAAUAUAUCAAAGCCAUUUCAAUACAUCUCAACCAAAGAUUGCACUUUUAUAGUAGGGACUAUGUUUUUGAUCUCUGUGAAAUCUAUUAAUCUCAAAUAGUCUUUAAUGUCAAUCUGCAACUUACUUUCUUCGAAGAAAAAAAUGAAAGAAUUAAACAUCUGCCCCAUUAGAUCAGACAAAGUUUCACAUUGGCUUUAACACUAAAUUAGUGUUAGGCUGGUUAUAAUCAGGGUUUUUUUUCUAUUAUUUAAGGAUUAAGGCUGUGAUUUGUUGUAUUAUACUUGAACUGGACCAGAUGUACUAUUUAUUGAGCUUAUAUAAUCUUGUUAAUUUAAGUUUUGGUUUGUAAACAGUUGAAAUUUGUUAGUACUUGUUUAAUUAUGUAGGAAUUGUCACCAAUAUUAACUGAUCUGUGUAACUGAUUGCAAAGUGUUUCAAUUUGUGUUUCUUAAGAAGAAAAAUUUUAAUAAAGAUAAUUAUAAAGCAUA
Messenger RNA from Poecile atricapillus (Black-capped chickadee), 8395 nucleotides. RefSeq names its product RNA binding motif protein 20 (gene RBM20). The coding region runs from base 191 to 3910 and encodes 1239 amino acids. Gene Ontology annotation, molecular function: mRNA binding; zinc ion binding. The transcript is spliced from 14 exons. Gene Ontology annotation, cellular component: nucleus. Gene Ontology annotation, biological process: regulation of RNA splicing. NCBI's taxonomy places the organism in Eukaryota, Metazoa, Chordata, Aves, Passeriformes, Paridae. The record is from RefSeq and is a predicted model, not a curated record.